Mya arenaria is the source of this 1304-nucleotide messenger RNA. RefSeq names its product opine dehydrogenase-like. The transcript has a single exon. The record is from RefSeq and is a predicted model, not a curated record. The coding region runs from base 32 to 1249 and encodes 405 amino acids. NCBI's taxonomy places the organism in Eukaryota, Metazoa, Mollusca, Bivalvia, Myida, Myidae. Gene Ontology annotation, molecular function: oxidoreductase activity.
ACAUAUUUACAUACAUACUUAAGUAGUGGAAAUGGAAGGAUUAACCGUUACCAUAUGCGGUGGAGGAAAUGGUGCGCAUGCGUUUGCAGGGAUUUCGUCAUUGGUCGAGAAUGCUCACGUGACAGUUCUUGAUAUAUUCGAAGACGAGGCCGAGCGCUGGAAUGCGACGUUGGUAAAGAAUGGGUUCAGAGUCAAAUACAGAAAUGGAGAAGUCAGAGAACAGCGCCCUGGCGAGACGAAGUUUAGCGUUACACGUGAUGUUGGUGUUAUUUCAAGGUCGGAUAUGGUCUUUUCAGUCGUACCAGCAUAUGCACACGAGACGUACCUCAAACUAAUUACACCUCACCUGAAGGAAACAGCAAUAGUGAUUGGAAUGCCAGGACAUGCUGGAUUCGAAUACCAAUGUGGUUCUAUCUUACGUGAAAAUGGAAAGAGCAACACUAUCGUUGCUUUGGAGACAUUACCCUGGGCUUGCAGAUAUACGAAAUAUGGAGAGGAGGUGGAUAUAGUCGGAACAAAGGAAGAGGUUUACUGCUCGAUGGUUAAUCCGGAAGGGUCUACGACAAAAAAGGAUUCGCUGAUGACCCUCUUGCAGACUUUGAUUGGACCAAAGCCAGUGGUGAAGCUUUGCGAGAAUUAUGUUAAGCUUACACUGAUGGCCAUAUCGACAGUUCAUCCUCCGAUCAUGUAUGCCAGGUGGAAAGACUGGGACGGUGGACCGCUGGAGAGCCCGCCUCUGUUUUACCAAGGUGUUGACGAGACAGCUGCUAAAUACCUUGAUGGCGUCAACAAUGAAGUUAUAGCAACUGCUGAAAGGCUUUCACAGAAGUUUCCUCAGCACGAUUUCUUGGGCAUUCCAACAAUGCAAGAUUGGUUUAUCCAUCACUAUGGAGACCAAAUUGCUGACAAGUCAACAUUAGUUUCUUGUCUGAAAACCAACAGCGGUUAUGAGGGCCUUAAGCAUCCAAUGUCGAAGACAAAAGACGGGAAAUACGUGCCUGAUUUCGGAUACAGAUACAUUGUGGAGGACAUACCUUACGGACUUGUGGUAUUAAAGCAGAUAGCUGACAUGGUUGGAGUGGAUACACCGGUCAUCAAUGAAAUCGUGGAGUGGGCGCAAGAAAAAAUCGGAGUGAUAUUCAUUCAAGAUGGCCGCUUGGUUGAUGUGGAAAGAGAGCAUGCGCGGAUGCCGAAAGCUUAUGGCAUUGACAACAUAGACAUACUUGUGUCGUUUUUCAAAUCGUCGUAACAUUGUUAUUUUUUCACAUGUAUCUUUCUAUUGUCUCGAAUUGAUACAGUCGCAC